AUGGUCUUACACCAUGAAGUACCACUGGAUCCAGCAGUUUCACCAACAGAGACUGAGCUGAGAAUAAAGGGGAUCAAGGAGAAACUAGACCAGCUGAUCCCACCCAGACCCUUCACCCACGUGAGCUCCACCACCAGCGCCACACACAGCAAAGCCACCCUCCUCAGCCCUCGAGACACAUACUGCAGGGGGGAUCAGCUAGACGUCCUGCUGGAGGUGAGGAACCACUUGGGACGCAGGAAGGAAUAUGGCGGGGAUUUCCUGAGGGCCAGGAUGUCCUCCUCAGCCCUGAAGGCAGGCGCUUCGGGAAAGGUGACAGACUUCAACAAUGGCACCUACCUUGUCAGCUUCACCCUGUUCUGGGAGGGCCGGGUGUCUCUGUCUGUCCUGCUCAUCCUCCCCAGUGAAGGGGUGUUGGCUCUCUGGAGGGCAAGGAACCAAGGCUAUGACAGGGUGAUCUUCACAGGCCAGUUUGCCAAUGGCACCUCCCAUGUCAAUACUGAUUGCGCCCUGGUUUUAAAUUCAAGUGCUGAACUGUGUGAGAACCUGGAUACUCGUGUCCAAGAAGCCUUUUACUAA
Messenger RNA from Lagenorhynchus albirostris (white-beaked dolphin), 579 nucleotides. RefSeq names its product NXPE family member 2-like. The coding region runs from base 1 to 579 and encodes 192 amino acids. The record is from RefSeq and is a predicted model, not a curated record. Lineage: Eukaryota; Metazoa; Chordata; Mammalia; Artiodactyla; Delphinidae. The transcript has a single exon.